AUGGCAACUCAAAAUCCAACGACCUUAAAAUUUUCGAUUCUCCUAACUAUACUACUUGCAUGUAAGGUUAGAGAUACUAUAGCUUUUGGUUUUGGGCCUUUUGGUAGGGUAACAGUUACUAUUAUCAAUGAAGUAAUCGCCCCGGAUCUCAAAACCAUUACUGUUCAUUGCAAAUCUCAAGAUGACGAUCUUGGAUUUCAUACACUGUUGUUUGGAGGAAGUUAUGCAUUUUCAUUCAAGCCAAAGUUUCUUACAAGAAAUACAUUAUUCUUCUGCGGUUUUACAUGGCCUGAAAACCCCUAUCGUCAUUAUCUUGACAUUUACGACUACAAACACGACAAUUGCGAAAAUUGCACAUGGCAUAUAAAUAAAAGUGGAGGUUGUUUGAACGAUCAUAAGUGCGGUUUUUGGAAAGAUGUCGAGUUAAUCGAUGAAUAUAACAAUUCAAAGUGGACGCAGACGAAAGAGUUGGAUGAAAUUGGACAUGCCAACCCUCCAACUUUUUAA
This is a messenger RNA of Medicago truncatula (barrel medic), 507 nucleotides long. Its product is annotated as S-protein homolog 5. NCBI's taxonomy places the organism in Eukaryota, Viridiplantae, Streptophyta, Magnoliopsida, Fabales, Fabaceae. The transcript has a single exon. The coding region runs from base 1 to 507 and encodes 168 amino acids. The record is from RefSeq and is a predicted model, not a curated record.